Cyclocybe aegerita is the source of this 2436-nucleotide messenger RNA. Lineage: Eukaryota; Fungi; Basidiomycota; Agaricomycetes; Agaricales; Hemipholiotaceae. The record is from the annotation of a GenBank genome assembly.
AUGUUCAUCUGUGAAGGAUGCCCAAAGAAUUUCAGUACCAGUGCAAAGCAAGGGCUUACUCUCCACCAGAAGACAUGUGAGCACUACAGGAAGAUGGUGCUACAUGCUGUCAAUGCCCAGAAGUCAGUUCGAGACAAGCAGAAGGCUGCGCAGGCAGUUAAGUUGAAGGAAAGGAAGGAGCGCAUGAAAGCCACAAUGGAAAUGUCAGGUUCCUUGACCAGUAAUCACAUCCAAGACCAUCCAGUCAGAGAGCCAAUGGAUGUCGACAUUGAAUACCAAGAUCAAGAGCUCGAUGCCUUUCCUAUCAAUACUACAACAACACUUCAUGAUAAUUCAUUGAUAGUGGAUGACAACUGCGAGCUUGUCAUUGAGGCUCCAAGCGUUGUGCAUGAGGACUUGCUUGCUCAGGGAUUACCAGCAAUCUCCCCUCCAGCAACUCAUAUUCCGACAGUGGAUAUAGACGAGGAUUCUGUGGACCGCCUCAUGGACUGGCAGAAUUCGGGCAGCAAGCUCAAGUCGAAUGCUGAACUCAAGCGAAUUUUGACCCAGCUAGAGUCAAUCGAGGCAUGCGUAUCCAUUGAGGUCCCAUCUGGUGACAAGAAUACCCCUGCCAGCUUCUUUGAUGUUCCGGGACUCCAUUAUCGCAAGCUGACAUCCAUCAUCAGGGCCACUUUUGCCUCUCCGCUGGCAUCAAAAUUCCAUCUUUCGCCUUUCAAGCUCUUUCACAUGUUGCCACUGUCUGGAGAGCAGCAGCACAUUUUCUCAGAGGUCUACAACUCAGAUGCUUUCAUUGAAGAAAACGAGAGAGUCCAACAGGCCCUGGUCCCACCUGAUGAACCAGACUGCAAUAUGUGCAUGCUCAACCAAAUUCCGGAGCGUUUGGCUGACUUUCAUGUGAAGUGGGGCACCCAGAAGAAAGAUAUCAAGGCUCACUGUCAGCGCGAGUUGAUGCAUGCAGUAUGGAAGUUCCUGCUUGAUGACAAGUUCCUGCACGCCUUUUGUUAUGGGAUGGUCAUCAAAUGCGCAGACGGAAUAGAGUGGCGAGUGUAUCCACGAAUUUUCACGUACUCAGCUGAUUACCCUGAGAAAGUUCUUCUUGCAACCAUUCAUGAUAAGGGCCUUUCUCCAUGCCCACAAUGCCUGACGCCCAAAACCCGCAUCAACCAAAUGGGCCUCCAACAAGACUCGAACUUCCAAGUACAGCAUCCAUGGACAUAUCUGGGGGAUUUUGUUUGCCGUGCUCGGGAAUGGAUCUACAAGAUGGCUCGUCCAAUUGGUGGGACCUGGGUUGAGGAUUUGUUAAAACCAACCUCCUCAGUUCCAACAGUGAAUGCUUUUGUUGAUCAUCUGGGACAUUCAUUUCAGCUGAAUGAACUCUUUGUCGUCAAUCUUAUGCAUGAGGUGGAAUUGGGAGUAUGGAAGACCCUUUUCACACAUCUUAUCCGUAUUCUUUAUGCCACUGCCCCAGAUGGACAUUUGGUUGCUGACACUAUUUGUCGUUUUUCGUCGAACACGUCUGAGAUGAAAAAGCUUGCCACACGUGAUUUCAAAGAUUUUCUCCAGUGUAGCAUCCCCGCCUUUGAAGGUCUUCUCGAUGAACCACACAACUCUCGCCUCAUGAAGCUUCUUUACCGCACUGCAGAAUGGCAUGGGUUUGCUAAAUUCUGCCUGCACACAGAAACUACCCUUGCCCACCUUGAGGCCAUUACCUGCGAGCUGGGCAAGCUCAUGCGUGAAUUCUGGGAUGCAACAAAAGGGGAUUUUGCAACCUAUGAGCUUCCGCAUGAAACUGCUGCAAGAAAGAGGCACGAGCAACAACAAAACCCCAUGUCUACUGCCACAGGACAAGGUCGGAAAGAGAAGCUAUUGAAUCUUUUCACAUACAAGUGGCAUGCCCUCAGUGAUUAUGUGAGGACUAUUCGACUUUUUGGCGGGACGGAUGGGUUUUCAACACAAGUUCUUACGAACAAGCGCAAGGCAGAACAACAGAUUGCAAAACAUGUCUGCCAGCUAGAGCAUGCCCGAGCAGCUCAUCAGCGUGAUGCAGCUUGCAGACAUGCAGUACCACAGUCCCAGAGACAUGAACAAGCUUCCGAGGAGACCAAUGUUGGUGACCCAGACCUGUGCUAUCACAUUUUGCCCUCCCAAGCCAAUAAAAUUGACCUUCUGAAGACACUUGUAACAAAGAGCAACGAUCCUGUGUACCGGAACUUCCUUCCCAAGCUCCAGGACCACCUCCUUGCUUGUCUCAUGGGGCGUGAAUUUGACAGAGAUGACCAAACCCACACAUUCUCUCACGAAGAGAGGAAUUUGGUUCAUUUCCUUGGUGGCAAGAUCUACUCGGUACAGACAUGCCGCCUCUACUACACUUCAUAUGACCUCCAGCGCCAGUCUGACACCAUCAACCCAACGUCCCACCCCAACAUCUUCAUCUGA